UCGGUAAGACCGAUCACUCUUUUGUGAUGAAUAAAUUUAUGGUCAUGAUCGUGACAAAAGCGAAAUGCCUCGCUUUCAACUUGUGCAUCCAUCAUCCAGUAUCCGUCCCGAAUGACAAACCACCCUCAACUUGUGGGACAAUGACGCUAGCCAUGGCAAUCACCUCAAUGGGUAAUGCGCUUGCAUCCAGUGUCGCAGGUGGCGUAAGUUCAGAUAAUUAACACAAGUUCGGUCGUACACUGUUACCAUUAAUUCAUACAAAGACACCUAGCAUCAACUUGAUAAAUUAAAGCCUUUCUGCGCGAAAAGCUAAUGGGCAACUAAGGUACUACAAUCAAAUUUGGUUUUGUUAUGAUCCAUCUAUUAUGGCGACUCAACGCUCAUUUUCACGGGUGGUUGGUUUAAUCGUCGUGCAACGGGGUUGUUUGAAAGUGAGACAGCAAGAGUCGUCGUUGGCUGGCUAAUUAAAUGGAAAACCGAUUGACGCCAGGGUUGGGAUGGUAUCGGCACCGCUGCAUCUUGCUUUACGUCCCUCUGUAAUUCAUGUGAGUGUAGCCGGCGAGAGAAAAAAAUCGUGUUGUCCUAGUAAACGUGAGAUAUGACUGUUUCGAUAUCAGUCUUGUAACUGCAGACAAGCUUUAAAGUGAGACACGCAACGAGCCCAGCACGCACGGCCGAUAGCUGACAACCGUUUCCACCAUCCAUGGAAGUUUACGUUGCUUGGCUUUCAAACUCGACAUCCUCGGUAGUGACAAUAUUGAACACCGUAGCAGUGAGGGAAUCAUGGCUUGUGUGGCCUUUCUGAAGGCCCUGCUGGCCAGGUGCCUGUUCGCAAUCCACGGCAUCAUCACCAUAUGGCGAGUCACGGAGGUGAAUUCCGAGAUGAUCUACUAUCUGCUGGUCAUCCCCGUUUGUCUGCUGCCCGUGGAGAUGAUCAUCACACUGAAAUUCGCCGACGACGGUGAAUGGAAAUGGUUCUGUCCCAGCGUUCUUCUGUAUCUGGUCAGUACGGUGCCGGGUCUAUGGCUGCUGCAAUUCGAUCUGUACGAGAAACGCGUCGCGUACCGCGACUCCAUGGGCUGGACGGACUGCUCGUCGGACACCGCCUACAAUUCGACUGCACUGUCCUCAGACAUUGCAGGGUUUCAGAUCAGCAUUCCCGUAGCCCUAUCCGAUGAUUCCUGGGCGUUGGGCCUGGAGCAAUUCCUGCUUGCCCUCUUAAUUGUGGGAAGAUGGCUGCUGCCUAAGGGAUCGCUCACCCGUGACCAGCUGUCCCAGUUGCUGCUCGUGUACAUCGGCAUGGCGGCCGACAUCUUGGAGUUCUCCCUGGAGAGUCUCAAGGAGAAGGUCGUCAUCUGCAACCUCCUCCUGAUCAUCAUCAUCCUGGGCCUGUGGAGCUGGAGCCUGCUACAGUUCACCCUGGUGCUGACCUCGGUGUCCGCUCCCCGCCCCCGGGCCGCCAAAGUUUCAGGUGGUCGCUCCUGCAAGGGCGUCCUGGGAUGCUGCUCGAAUGAGAUCUGGGCUCUCUGCAUCACCAUCCUGAUGCAGGACGGCCCGUUCCUGGCCAUGCGUCUCUACUUACUCAUCUACCACAAAGUCAUCAAUCAGAUGAUGCUGUUCUUCACCAUCAAGAACGUCCUAGUCAUUCUACUGCAGCUUUACCGCAUGGUCGUCGUGUGCUUGGGAGAGUCAACCAGCACUGUAGGCACUGAGGAUGAACUGCUAGAAGCGGCUGACGAGAAGUCCAACACACAGCGGCCAGCUAGAGGCCAGUGGCCAGUCCUGACUCCGGCGGAGGGUUAAAACCAAACAGAUCCCCAGGGCCGACUUUCCGAUACAGAAGCCCUAUUACACUCUGCCGCGCCGCCCGACGGGUGGCCCUCAAAUCAUUUCUUUGGAUGCGUUUAAAAAACACACACAUUAUGCCAUUAGAACAACCAUGAAAUUCUAUCACAGCGUCCAAGAUUAUUGAGAGUGGAAAUAGACUGGUGGCUGAGUACGUUUCUGCACAACUCUAGCUGUCAAGCUAGGGACCGGUCGGAAGUACUGCAUCACCAUGAUACGGCACCACUGUAUAUGUAUAUGAACAGUGUGGGAAAUGUACGACAUUGCACACAAUGUAUUCUUAGUGUCAACUGUCUACGAUACACACAUUAACUUACAACAGGUUAAAACUGUAAAAUUGCCGACUUCCUGAACUGUAAAGAUAACUCAUGCAUGCAUGGACAGGUUGUGCAUGGUUGAACUAAAAUAUCGUUUCGUGGACUGAUAUUUGACAUUUACCCACUUAUAACUGUGACAUAUAUAAUGGGAAUUAAUACCGUUAAUGCCUAAAAUAUCAAUUCACUUCAUUUAAUAUUUUUGACGAAAUAAUCAAAUAAUGUUGUAGUAUAGUAUUGUACAUGAUUUGAGCAAGUGUUUACAGAGUGUAACGGUAGGCCUACAUGUUGUCUAUUCAGUCAAGCCCGUCAUUGGCUUUCAGUUUUAGUUCAGUGUUUCACAUGUUCUGGUAAAUUUAUAUGCUGCAAAGUGCUAUCAGUAAACAAACGUUGUUGCCAUUUGUUGCCCUCAUGUAAUGAUUGAAUAAAAAGAGGAAUUUCAAUCAAUAACUUUUCCGUGAAUGAAAGUGUCGCCAAAGUUUCGGGAUAAAAACGUAAUUUUGAACAGGUGGGUUCACCACUAUAGCUACGAAAUCCUUUAGUUUCUGAGGUAUAGCCCGUAUCUUAUGGGAUCCAUACCUCAUUCAUUUCACAAACUACAUUUGAAAACAUUUCUUUUAAUUCUGCCUUGAAAUCACUUGUAAUUUGAUUCCUGAUUAGGUCACAUUUACGUCACGAAAACAGGCAUAUCUCGACGUCAAGGUUUACUUUUGUGCGAAGUUUCAUGUUAAUAUCCCAAACUGUUUUGACCCAUUAUUUGAUUGAAGUUAUAUUUUACAUUAUUACUACAUGUAUUUAUACAAUUAAUGGUGAGCUAAAGAAUGAUACAUGUAUAUUGUGUGACGUGAUGAUUGUUUUCCAGGAUAAAUACGAGAAAAAUAAUUUAAAACGUUCGGGCAAGCUAUACCGCCUGUGGAAUGGAACCUUAUGACAGACUAAAACAAAAGCCUGCUCCGUUGUGGGGGGGGGGGUCUUGCCGGGCAGCAGCUGUACGUUUAUAUACGUGUGUCAAGCUGGAAAUAGCCGUAUGUGACUGUCAUCCGAAUUCAGAUCAAAAGGCACAAUUUUCCUUCGGCCAAGCUGACAAGGUGUUGCUGAUUGGUACAGCAACACCACAGUGACGGUAAGUCUGAAUGUGUCACUGUCCCCACCGAGCCGAAAUACCAGAGAAAUUAGUGUCAGGGUACAGGUUACCAGGAAGAGGUGGUCAGCCCCGUGCAGCAAGCACUUCGAGUCAUCGUGCUUUGAAGCGGGGUUAAGACGGCUCCUUUUUGCAUAUGACAAUAAUUAUGCAAAAGGCUCUUUGGGUCCAUUACGAUUAUUCGUAAUCUACAUGCGUUGUAUGCACUUUCAGCAACAUCAGGCAGAGACCAAACAUUCACUAUCAUUUACUCAUUGCAAUCCUGGACAAAUGCAAAUAGCCUCAAACUGAUCCACUUAAAAGUUUGAGUUCACAGGAUAUACAUGUACAUGUAGCUGAAAACAACAACUUGCCAAGUUCGAUGUCCGUAGUCUUCUCGCUGGGGGCACUCUCAUCCAGCGCUUUCAUCAGUUGUGAUCUUAGAAUCAUCAUUGGCUCACACGCCAUAUACCCAUCAGACUUAACCAGUGUGCAAAUCCGUCCAAUUUAUCUUUGCAACUCGGGCGUCAUCUGGAAAUAUUUCACAGUAAUGGAGCAACUGGUUAUGCAUUGAUAACGUCACGCCUGGAUUCCUGCAACUUACUCUCAGUACCUGGAUGACGUACUCCAACAUCUUCAAAAUGCCUCCACUUGUCCUUUCGCGAACGUACCUGGCGGAUUUGAAAUCAUUCCACUGGUUGCCUGUUAACGAUUUCUUUACUUGUGAGUAGUGAGGAAUAUCAUGACCGCUCAAAUGAGAAAGCAUCAUGCAAG
Acanthaster planci (crown-of-thorns starfish) is the source of this 4053-nucleotide messenger RNA. Its product is annotated as transmembrane protein 26-like. The record is from RefSeq and is a predicted model, not a curated record. Lineage: Eukaryota; Metazoa; Echinodermata; Asteroidea; Valvatida; Acanthasteridae.